GCGUAUGAGAGAGCUGCGAAGACUAGAUGCCAAGGAGCACAGAGGAAAGGGGCUGAUGUCAAUGCUGUGGACGAUAAAGGGCAAUCCGCUUUACACCUCGCGGCAACUUAUGGAUAUGCACAAGUCAUCCAGGUUAUUAUGUCACUAGGUUUUCCUCACGAUUUAGAAAUGAAGGAUUUUGAAGGCCAUACUCCACUUCACUGUGCUGUUCUGUCCCAUAAUUCCCUGUUCCGAGAGCAGCAAUGUCACCUUACACUAACCGAGGAGCAGAAAAAAGAACUUCAGUACCAGAGUGAGGAGGUGUUAUCAUGUAUCCACCUUCUGGUGCAGAUGGGAGCCUCCAUCCACAGCCGAGAUGUUAAAAGCAACAAGACAGUACUUCAUUACACGGUACAGGAUGGGAACAUCUCCCUGCUCAAGUACUUCUUGGAACUAAAUGCUUUCAUGUCUGAGGACUUUAUCAACAGUAAGGCUCAUGGUAACACUGCUUUGCACAUGGCAGCUGCUCUUUAUCAGGACAAAAAUCAGGAAGAAAUUAUCAAAUUGCUCCUGGACCAUGGGGCAGACCCAAGCAUCCGAAACUUAGACAACGACCAGGCAAUUCACAUGGCACAGUCAGGAAAGGCUGGCGAUCGGGUCAGGCAUUUGCUGAAGAAAGGGAGAGUCACGUCAGCAUUUGUUACCUGCCGUCGAAAUGUGAGAUCCUAGAUCACCUGCCAAUUCAGACAGCGUUUUGCCUUGGUUUCCUGAGAAGGCACUUCCUUUCAGAAAAACUUGAAGUCUUUAAAUCAAGACUGAAUGACUUUCUAAAAGAUACGUUCUAGUUUUGACACAAGUUGUUGGCCUCAGUGACAGGGAUUACUGGGUGAAAUUCUGUGGCCUUUGUUAUGCAGGAGGUCAGAUUCUAACUGCCCCUUCUGGCCUUAAAGUCUAUGAAAAUCCAAAGGCUUCAGUGAUGAACUGUAUGGUGCAAAUGUGCUGUAGCCACUAAGUUGAGCUCACCAUCGUAUGAAUCACUUAGAUUUAAACUAGUUUAAAUGGUGGAUUCUCUGUCACUUGAAGUCUUUAAGUCAUGAUUUGAGGAUGUCAGAGACUCAACCAGAAGUUAGGGGUCUAUUACAGGAGUGGUUGGGUGAGGUUCUGUGGCCUGCCACGUGCAGGAGGUCAGACUAGAUGAUCAUGGUGGUCCCUUCUAGCCUUAAAGUCUAUGAGUCAAUUGCAUUGUCAUAGUUCACCUGUGUGACCACCAGUAGGUCUGAACCUAAGACAUCUAAAGUGAAAAUUCCUUUUGUCCAUGAAGCUACUAUCAAUUCUGUUCCUCAGUAUUUUGCAUGAGAAUAUUGAAGUAGCCACACUUGAAAGCUUAGAUAUCAUGCUUCUGACUCUAAGAGGGGAAAACAAAUGCUCACAAGGAUAAACAUACAGGACCAGAUCCUCAGGUGGUGUAGGUUAGCAUAACUCCGCUGAAGUCAAUACAGCUGCACUAAUUUACACCAGCUGAGAAUCUAACCCACAUAUUCUAUUUAGCAUUCAGAAAAGUUAAUUUAACAACAGUUCCUGUAUAUAAAAAUAACAGACCCAGCUGAUCAUUUGAGUUCUUCUCUUCUUUUAGGAUUAUCCUCCUACAGUAUGUGCAAUGACUAAUGGGAUUUUGCAGCUCCAAUCAUGUAGUUAAAAGAGUGCAGGAAAUCACUUUGUCCUACAGAAGACAGGUAAUGAUCACUGGCAAACAUGGUGACAUGUUAUCUAAUCUUCUUAAUUAGUUUAGUUAGAUUAAUCACAAAGGCAAAAUCAUCAGCAUCAAACCUAGACUGUCAGUAAUGUGCCCCCAACUGAUGGUAAAAGUAACCCAGAAAAUCAGAUGUCUGAAGAAAGGCCUGCUGGGUUUUGUUUUCAGGCAUCUAUUUCAUUUAAAAUGUGUUAAUAUUAUUCUUUACAAAACAAAUUACUUAAACCAAGGAAAUUACCCAGAAUAGCGACUAACAUUCAGGAUGCUCAUUCAAUAUUUCCAAUCAGAAUAAUCUAUACAACACUGUCAAUCAUAGCAGGAAUUAUGAUCCUGAAAGCAUUAAAAUACAAGAAGCUAGAUUCAUCUCAUCGGCAGCCAAGGAGCACGAGGUCUGGGAGGAGGGUGAAAAGGUGGCGUGAGCUCAUCUCUGUACUCUCUCAAAUCCUCAGCUCACUCUGUGUUAUUCCAGUCCCACGGUGUAAUUUAGAGCAGUCUGAGGGUUGCCAAUGGUCCCAAAGGACAAACAUGGCAUUGGGGAAUGUAGGGAAGCCCCAGUCUGCCCAUUCACUGUGGGCUUCCACUGUGGGCAAAGUGGAAUUAAUUGCAGGAAAAAGGCCCAAAGCAUGAAUGGAGAAUAUUCAUAGUAACAUUCUUAGCGGAAUGUGUAUUGUAGUAGAUUCUUUCUAUGAAAAGAUUUAUGGGUUGCUAUGCAAUCGUAGACUGAAAAUAAUGCCUCUCAUGAGUCGAUAGAAAUGAGGGGGAGUAAAGGUGACAUUCUGACAAUCAGUACCACAGAUGGUAAUUUUCAUUAAUUUUAUUUAAUAAGUUGACUAUAAAGCAUUUUGAUUGUACCUCACUAUUUCUCAUUGUAGCACAAAUGAAUUUUUAACAAGUGUAAACAGAAAGGUAAAGGAUAAUUUAAAAAAAAAUUAUUUUAGUUUUUUCCCAGCAUCUUAGCUAUUGGAAAGUGACUCAGGUUUCGCUUUUUGAACAUUAGCGCUCAGUGUGUCCCUCUUGAAUGAUGCUGUUAUAUUGGGAAUCACUAGUGUUUUGCACUGAGACUUAGGCUCAUAAAUUACUUAGGGGUUUUGAAAAAAAACGUUUAGCCAAAUGUUCAGCAGGUUUAGACUAAAGCUCUUCAGAAACACUGUUAUAGGUAUUGUAAUUACAGAUUGCUGUAACUCUUAGCUUUCCUCAAACCUUUCCCUCCCUACUACUUGGCUACUUCUUUUCACUGCAUUACGUCUACAUACCUGCCAACAUCCUCU
Molecule: messenger RNA, 2997 nt
Organism: Dermochelys coriacea (leatherback sea turtle)
Lineage: Eukaryota; Metazoa; Chordata; Testudines; Dermochelyidae
Product: NF-kappa-B inhibitor delta
Exons: 7
Coding region: 139-708 (189 amino acids)
Biological process (GO): regulation of gene expression
Cellular component (GO): nucleus
Molecular function (GO): protein binding
Source: RefSeq, a predicted model, not a curated record